AUGACAAUAGAAAAUCAUAAAUACCAUUGGAAUCCUACAUUUAGGCAUAGAGAUCUGGAAAAGUACAAGAAUAAAGAUGAGGAUUACAUAGACUUUUAUUUCAACAAUACAGGGUAUAAUAAGAUAUAUCAAAACUAUUUAUUGCCGAAUAUUAGGUUGUACGAUAACAAAAUAUCGAUUAACCACUGGCAGUUGAGGGAUUCAAUCAAAGCAAGCUCAAAUUAUAAAGUUAACAACAACAUAUAUUACAUUUUUGACCAUUCAAUAAGGAAAAUCAAUUCCAAGGACACGAGUUUUGACACUGAGGAUGCGGAAAAGGAUUCCUUUACAAAGAGUUCUACAGUGGUUAAUUUUAAUUUUAAACCGAGAUGUUUUACUGAAAAGCAAGGUUUGAUUGCCUGUGGUGGAUUAAUAGGACCAGAUGACAGAGGAUAUCCGUCAAAUUGGAAUAAUUCGGACAGAGAAUCUCUUGGUGUCAAUCACGCCGGCAACGGGGAUGACACGGCUGCUGAGGCUGAUAUACCUUGUAAACCUGUGGAGGUUCUCAACGACAACGUCUUAAAUGACAAUACAAAUUAUAGUAAUCCUUCUUUAUGGAAGGGGAUAAUACAGCUGCAUGAUACAAAUACAAAUAUUUCACAAUCUUUGGUUUUAGGACAAUUUAUCACAAACUGUGUAGCAUUACUCCCAAUCUCAAGCAACCAGUAUGACAUGUUUUCUUGUAACAAUGACAAUCAUAUGUACCAAUGCAAUAUAAAUAAUAGUAGAGUGGUUCUAACAAAGAGGUAUUCUGAUUUAAAAUUUGCAUUGAACUAUGUUGCAUUAUCAAACGAUUCAAGAACAAUGGUUGUCUCUGGGGAUACAAAUAAGUUUGCGAUAUACAGAAAGAACGAAUUCGAUAAUCUAUUUACUUUGAAUUAUGAUACGCAACCAAGUUGGGGGAAUUCUACCAUAAUAAAAAAUGAGAGAAUACCAAGAUAUGCAUUGCCGGAUCACACAAGUAAACUAGAUUUGGAAGAUAUGACAGCUUCAAAUAACAGUAGCUGUGCAAAUUUAUCUUCGAACCUAAAUGGAAGGCAUAUCUAUGAAGCACCAAAUUCUGAUCAUGGUUUUUAUACCAGUUUUUCCAAUAACGAUUUACAAUUUGCAACUAUUUUUCAAAAUGGUGUUUGUUUGAUCUAUGAUACUAGAAAUAUGUAUAAACCGAUGAUUGAAAUAAAUUCAACAAGACCAUAUUCUCAUAGUGGUUCAUUUAGAGUUUGUAAGUAUUCAAAUUCCAUCGAUGAUUUAUUGUUCAUUACAGAGCACCAAAGUAGAAUCCAUGUUGUUGACACAAGAAACUUUACAAAUCAUCAAGUUAUCAGCAUCCCAUCUAAAGUCGAAACUACUAGUGCGGGCAAUAUAUUUAGUGAUGAUAAUAGUAAUCCAAAUGCAAGUGACCUACCCAAUGAUGUCACGACAGCAAGAACUGUUCCACUUGAUAAAUUGAUUCCAAGCAUAGCACCAUACCCAGAGCUAUGUAGCAAAACAACUAAUGAGUAUAAUUCCUUACAAGAAAAAGGGCUCUAUUUAAUAAAUCAAGACCCUCCUAAUUACUCAAACAGAGAUGAUAAUCAGAUAAGAGAUAGGAAUAAUAUAAAUCCCGAUUUUAUUUAUGAUUAUUACCACAAUGAGUCAGAAUUUGAUAGCAGUGGCAUUAUAAUGGAAAAUGGCAAUACUUCUAGAAAUAGAAAAAUCAAAAGUCAUCAUCCAGGAAGUGAUCCUUAUAAUUUUGAUUUUCGACUUCAAAGAAUUAGAACUAAUUCUUAUGAAAACAACAACUGGAAUAAUUCACCUAAUUCAAAAACUAGUUCUGUAAACAAUACUAAUCAGUUACUUAAUGAUCAAAACAAUAACUAUCCAUCUAUGGGAUCUAAUAACCCCACAAGAGAUGUUUAUAACGCAAGUCAACUUUCGGGAUUCCCAUUAUCUAGGAGAGGUGGAACUUCGCUGUGGUCAGCUUAUACAGAUGACUUCACAAGAGAUACAAUCACUAGCUAUGUUACUUUAGAAUCAGCGGACGAAAGCAAUAUAUGUGGUUUAGACUGUAUGCAAGAUUCCAAUGGGAAUGACUCUUUGAUAGUUGGUUACGAUUAUGGUUUACUCCAAUGGAAUAUUAAUUCAUGGGCAAGAAGAAGUUUCUCAAGUUAUGAAUUCACAUAG
Messenger RNA from Tetrapisispora phaffii CBS 4417, 2202 nucleotides. RefSeq names its product Gid11p (gene GID11). The transcript has a single exon. The coding region runs from base 1 to 2202 and encodes 733 amino acids. Lineage: Eukaryota; Fungi; Ascomycota; Saccharomycetes; Saccharomycetales; Saccharomycetaceae. Gene Ontology annotation, molecular function: protein binding. The record is from RefSeq and is a predicted model, not a curated record.